Messenger RNA from Aegilops tauschii subsp. strangulata, 1020 nucleotides. The record is from RefSeq and is a predicted model, not a curated record. Lineage: Eukaryota; Viridiplantae; Streptophyta; Magnoliopsida; Poales; Poaceae.
AUGGUCGGAGACUCGACAUCGACAAGUCCCCGGAGUGUCCGCGAGGAGCGGCGCGUCCUCGCCGUCGGCCUCGCCUUCUUCGUCACCACCGUUGCGACGCUGGCCGUCCGUCCGCGCGUGCGCCGCGCGCGGGGCCUCGCCUCGGCCGGCCGUUUCGCGUCUGCUCCCCUCCGCGCUGCGCCUAGUUUCCGGCCGGAACGCGCGUUCGCUCCUCCACAUACAUCUACUCCUGCCGCGUCCUCGAACUGCUUCGCUCGCCUCCAUCCCGAGCGCCAGCAGCGGCUGAACUCCUGCUCCUCGACCAGCGCAGCUGCCCGUCCGCCCGCACCGCCGCGGGCUGCCCCGCUGCUGCCCUGCAGCUCCCGACGCCGACGAACUCCACCUCGCUGCUCCAACCCCGCCCAGGCUCCCUGCAGCUCCGCAGCUACCCCCGCGUCCGGCCUCUCGUCGCCACCUGGGGCCCCCUCGCGCCCAGCGUCCGCACUCGGACGUGGCGAUCUCCAUGUCCUGCCGCCUCCUUGCACGCGUGCCGGCUUGGCCUCCCGCGGCCGCGUGCUAGUUCGGCUGGCUGAUGUCGUGCCCGUCACCGGUCCUGCGCUUGCGGUCCGCCUGGCCGUCCUCGCGCCACUCCGGCCGCCUCCCGCGGUUGUCCCGCGCCGGCUCCGCGUGCCGGGCCACCUGCUCCGCGCGCCGGGUCUGCGUCCCGCCUGGCCCACUCCAACAUGCGACUCCGACCCCGCGUGCGCCGACUUCGCGUCGCCAUCCAGCGCCCGGCCUCCGCGGCCGUGCGCGCGCCGACUCGCCCGCCCGUCCAGCUUCGCUCGCGCCGGCCUCCCGCCCUCCGCGCAACCCGGCCCGGCCGGGUCCGCGCCUCCUGGGUUCGGCUCCGCUCGCCACCGCGCCCGCUCGGCCGGCUCCUCCACUCAGCCCCGCCUUGCGUGGCCACCCGGCGGCGCGGAGAUAAAGAGAAAGAAGAAAGUCAAUGGACCGGCUGGAAGAAAGAAAAGGGCCGGCUGCUAG